AUGGCCUCAGCAGCUCCCCUAAGGAAUGCGUUAGAAGAAGCCACUUGCUCCAUCUGCCUGGAGUAUCUGACAGAGCUGGUGACCAUAGACUGUGGGCACAACUUCUGCCGAGUCUGCAUCACCCAGUACAGUGAGCACGGGGAGCCUGAAUCAGACACAAAGUUCCCCUGUCCCCAGUGGCGAGCUCCCUUCCAGAAACAGAAACUCCGGCCCAACACGCAGCUGGCUGAUAUUGUACAGAACAUCAAAAAACUGAGGUUACAGCCAUGGAAAGAGCAGAAGAAAAAUCUGUGUGAGAGACACCAGGAGAAGCUCCAGCUCUUCUGUGAGGAGGACAGAGAAGCCAUCUGUGUGGUUUGCAGAGUCCCGGCUCACCGAGCUCAUGCUGUGCUCCCCAUACAGGAGGCUGCCCUAGAUUACAAGGUGAAACUCCAGGGAGCCCUGGGUCCUCUGAGGAAGGAGUUAGAGGAGUUCCUGGCAUUGGCGUCCAAAAGGGGAGAAGAACUAACGGACGACGUGGAGAAUCGGAGAUGGUCAGUCACACGUGAAUUUAAGAAACUGCACCAGUUUCUGAGUGAGGAGGAGCAGCUGCUUCUGCGGAGACUGGCGGAGGAGGAGAGGGAGAUUCUGCAGAGGCUGCAGGACAAUAUAACAAAACUCUCAGAGCAGAAUGCCGCUCUGAUCAAUCUCAUCACGGAGCUGGAGGAGAAGUGUCAGCAACCAGCCGUUGAGCUGCUGAAGGAUAUGAAAAACGCAUUGAUCAGGAGUGAGAAUGUGACACUCCAGCAACCAGGAGCUGUUUCUCCUGCCCUGAAGAACAUGUAUAAAGUCCACAUUGACAUGAGGGAAAUGCUGGAGAGAUUCACUGUGGACGUGACUCUGGAUCCAGACACGGCUCAUCCCAACCUUCUCCUGUCUGAGGAUCGGAAACAUGUGAGACACGGAGACACACGACAGGAUCUACCAGACAAUCCUGAGAGAUUUGAUUGUUGUCACUGUGUUCUGGGUGCUGAGGGGUUCACUGGCGGGAGAUGUUAUUGGGAGGUGGAGGUGGGAGACAUGACUGACUGGAUGCUGGGGGUUUGUAGAGAAUCUGUGAGCAGGAAGGGGUGGGUCAUACUCACAACUGAGAAUGGAUACUGGGCCAUGUGGCUGUGGGAUGGGGAAUACAAGGUCCUCACCUCCCCCCGAACUUCCCUCCCCGUGAGCAUCAGGCCCAGCCGAGUGGGGAUUUUCCUCAACUAUGAGGUGGGUGAGGUCUCAUUUUACAAUGUGACUGACAGGUCCCAUCUCUUCACUUUCACUGGCACCUUCUCCGGGACACUCCACCCUUAUUUCUGUCCUGGUCUCAAUGCUGGGGGUAAAAAUGCGGCUUCCCUGAAAAUCUGCCCUGUCCCAGCUCAGGCUGUAGGGAAUCUCUGUCCCUGACAGUGACACCCAGGGCAGAGACUGUCCCCUCCCAGUGCUGACCAGCCCCCAGGGCUGUUCCCAUGAGGUAUG
This is a messenger RNA of Chelonia mydas (Green sea turtle), 1500 nucleotides long. Its product is annotated as E3 ubiquitin-protein ligase TRIM39-like. NCBI's taxonomy places the organism in Eukaryota, Metazoa, Chordata, Testudines, Cheloniidae. The record is from RefSeq and is a predicted model, not a curated record. Gene Ontology annotation, molecular function: zinc ion binding; protein binding.